AUGGACACGGUGCAUCACACGGUGACCACGGCGGAGAUCCCCGACCACGCUCUUUACACAGUUGGAACGUGCGUCCUUGUCAUCGGCACCAUUGGCAUCAUUGGAAACCUCCUGGUUCUCUACGCCUUUUACAGCAACAAGAAGCUGAGGACGCCACAAAACUACUUCAUAAUGAACCUGGCUGUGAGCGACUUCCUGAUGUCUGCUUCACAGGCGCCCGUCUGUUUUGUCAACAGCUUGCACCGAGAGUGGAUUCUUGGGGAUAUAGGUUGCGACUUGUACGCUUUCUGCGGGGCGCUCUUCGGGAUCACCUCCAUGAUGACCUUGCUGGCCAUCUCCGUCGACCGCUACCUUGUGAUCACGCGGCCGCUGCGCUCCCUGCAGUGGAGCUCCAAGCGGCGCACGGCGCAGAUCAUCGCCCUCAUCUGGCUCUACUCGCUGGCGUGGAGCGUGGCCCCGCUGCUGGGCUGGAGUUCCUAUGUGCCUGAGGGCUUGAUGAUAUCCUGUACGUGGGACUAUGUAACCUACUCCCCAGCAAACAGAAGUUACACCAUGAUUUUAUGUUGCUGUGUGUUUUUUAUUCCUCUGGUAAUAAUAUUCCAUUGCUAUUUAUUUAUGUUCCUGGCCAUAAGAAGCACUGGCAGAGAUGUUCAAAAGCUUGGGUCCUGCAAUCGGAAAUCCUACCUCUCUCAGUCCAUGAAGAAUGAAUGGAAGCUGGCAAAAAUUGCUUUCGUGGCCAUCGUUGUAUUUGUCUUAUCCUGGUCUCCAUAUGCUUGUGUCACUUUGAUUGCCUGGGCAGGCCACAGCAACAUCUUAACACCGUAUUCCAAAUCUGUGCCAGCUGUUAUUGCCAAAGCUUCUGCAAUCUACAACCCCAUCAUAUAUGCAAUAAUUCAUCCAAGAUACAGAAAAACCAUCCACAAUGCUGUCCCUUGCCUGAGGUUCCUAAUUCGGCUGUCAAAGAACGAUCUCCUGAGAGGCUCCAUAAAUGAAUCUUCCUUCAGGACUUCUCUCUCCAGUCACCAGUCUUUUGCUUUCAGGACCAAAAAUACUUGUGUUUCAUCGGUUUCCAUGGGAGAAGCUACCUGGAGCGAUGUGGAGCUUAACCCUGUAGAGCCAGCUAAUCAGAAACUGCAGGCUCACCGAAGUCACUCCUUUUCAACAAGUGUGAGACAGGAGAAGAGGGACCUGCUCCCAAAGACUCACAGCUGCAAUGCAGUAACUGCAGAAAAGGUUUCGCUCUCCUCCAGCUGUUUGGAGAAGGUUGUGGGGCGAUCAUCUCUACACAGCCCCCCUGAAAUGCUCGUGGCCAGUUCCCUAAAAGCAGCUUCUCUGCCCGUUGGUUUGAAUAGCAGCAGUAUCGGCAAAGGAGGAGAUGCAGCUGCUUCCCAAGUGGAAACUCAAGUUAAUGGAGGCCUGGACUCUAUCAUUAGCAAUACUGUCCCUCGCAUCAUUAUCAUCCCUACAUCUGAGACCAACCUGUUUCAAGAGGAACUGGAAAAUGAAGAGGAAGAGUUUGAAUUGUUCCACUUCAGUGACAAAAAGAGCAAUCUGCUGGACUUAGAAGGGCUGAGCUCUUCUACAGAGUUCCUUGAAGCUGUUGAGAAAUUUCUAUCAUAAUAUGCCAAAAGAAAACUUUCCCGUAAAUAUUUUCUUGGCAUAUUCUCCACCCAAUUAUACCAAAUAGCUGCAGCCUUGUAGGUUAGAUCAUCAGAAUUGUUGUUUGUUUAUAUGACAGUCACUGGCAGCCUUCAGAUUUGUCUUUGUCCAGAUGGGUCCAGGUGUGUCAUGAGGCUUCCAGCUU
Tinamus guttatus (white-throated tinamou) is the source of this 1804-nucleotide messenger RNA. RefSeq names its product melanopsin. Gene Ontology annotation, biological process: G protein-coupled receptor signaling pathway; visual perception. Gene Ontology annotation, molecular function: G protein-coupled receptor activity. Gene Ontology annotation, cellular component: membrane. The record is from RefSeq and is a predicted model, not a curated record. NCBI's taxonomy places the organism in Eukaryota, Metazoa, Chordata, Aves, Tinamiformes, Tinamidae.